Messenger RNA from Caenorhabditis sp. 36 PRJEB53466, 6215 nucleotides. Lineage: Eukaryota; Metazoa; Nematoda; Chromadorea; Rhabditida; Rhabditidae. The record is from the annotation of a GenBank genome assembly.
AUGGACGUAGAUGAACCGCAAGAAACCCAGGAAGUUCAAUCUUCUCGAGUCAAUAAUGAACAAGACAGUAAUUUUGUUCCGUUCAAUGCAAACACACUUUUUCUUUUCAGUAGAAAGAAUCUUUUUGCUGCUGGUCAUGACAGAAACGGAUGGGAGAAUGCAGCAGUUUACAGACAGAUAUUUGAUUGACGUUCUCCAGCUUGUCGAUCGGAAGCCCGAGUUACUUAACAACGUGAGAAAGUUUCUAUUAGCCUUUCAAUCAAAUUAUCCCUUCAGGUUACUCCCUUUCUUCAUCAAUUCAAUAAACAGACAAAACUCAAUGUUACCAUUCGUCUUCCCUUCGAACAAUUGCUUUCACUUUUUGAUGGUCCGAAUGGCACCGUUUCGGUAGGAGCCUAAAGUGUUAAGGAAAACUUUAAAAUUCAUUUACAGAAUCUGAGCCUCGUCUACCUGAAAAUGGCAAAAGACAGAAUAACGGACGCUGAACAGUUGAUCGCUCUCCCGAUAUAUUUAAAAACUCUAAGCAAAAAACCAUCCGACUUGAAUCACAUUUACGAGUUAGCUUGAACUGACUAUUAUUGUCCAUAACAUGUACGUUUUAGCUUGAUCAUGAUAGCCUUUCCCGGGCUGAAAGUUCUCUCGGAGAUGGACAAAAAGAAGUGGCCGCAGAUUACGAUGAGCCCCGCCGAUGUCGAAAUCUUGGCUCGUGCCUUCCAAGCAAUUCUCACGUUCAACGCUCGCAACAUUGAAACGCUUAGGGAAGACGUACUUUCCAUUCCGGCAUUGCAACCGAGGCCGAAGUUCCCCGGGCUCUGUCCGGAAGAAUUCAUUCAGAUUGGAAGCAAGUUGUUCCCAGAAAAGAUAAACCUAGUUGAGGUACUUACUAAUCCUUUCCAUUUCCGCUGGAAACUAAGUUUAGACAAAAAUGGUGAUUCUGAAAGUUCUGGAAAAGGGACUGCUCAGCGACGCGGACGCUUUUCCCCUCAUCAUCGUGGCGAAGGAGUGCAGACUGAAUGAGUUGGUUGCAAGGCUCUUCUCACUAAACUACUUGUUCGUUCAGAAUCGAAAGCGUGGCUCAGAGUCUUCUAAAAAAGUUGCCGACAGAAAAAUUAGUUGAAGAUCACAACGUGGUGGCAAAAUUGAUGUACACUUAUCUGGGAUCACAAGCGGAUAUGAAACCGACGACUGAUUCGAUGAAAUAUGUGAGAGGAAAUUCAAAAUUGUACUUUUCUGAAAGAUUCAUUUGUUUCAGAUUAGCCCGAGUGAUCCAUUGGUGAAAUCUGCCGUGCUCCUGUUUCUUGAAAAGUCAACAUUCGCGCCAAAAGCCUAUCAGCUCAACAUGAACAACAUCAAGAUCUGCAUAGAUGGAUGUGCAAACGGAAGCGCGCGCGUCCAGGCUGCAGCCAUGUCCUUUUUCGCACGCGUCGCCGAAAAUAUGCCACCCGUCGCAUUGCAGAAAAUGGGACCGGGCCUGUUUCAGAAGCUGCGGAACUUUAUUAAACCGACAGUGGUCAGUUUCUUUCCAGGAUGUACUUACUCCUGUGACUUCCGAGUCCUCCGAGGGGCUCUGUCGUCACUGAGUACUUGAGCAGUGUCUAAAUAUGGGAGGGGAUGGUGUUUCUAGAAUCUGGAGCCUACCCCUCCGUUCGUUCAGACUCCUAUCGCCUUGUGCGCCGCCUAUCGCGUUCUGUCGAUUUUUGGAAAGAAAUGCCCACACCUGGUUACCAAAAACAUUCCGAUGGUUACAAAUAUGUUCGACGAACUCGAAGACGUUAGUUAUCCAAUCGACAGCAUCCUCCUACAGAGUUAUUACAGCACCAAGCAGACGCGGUCUCGGAGGGCAUAAUCGUGUGCCUCUCCACGUGGCUUCAGCUUUUCCUGGAAACGAACGAUGAUCAUAUAAGAUCAUCGCUGAAGGACAUUGUCAGAAAACACAUAACAUCUGACAAUCCCGCUUGUCGACUCGCAGCACUCAAGUACACGGAAGCUCUGAUCGGUGAAAACGACAUGGAUCUGCGUUGGUUGCUUCUGCAAGUAUCUGGAGACGUCAGAGAGCCGAUUCGAACGGAAGCUCUCCGUCAGCUUGAGAAGUCUCUCGAGAAACCGUCUCCCGCCGUUCCAUUGGCCAUCGGAGCACUGUGGAGCAGUCUACAGAAGGACUUCCGCAAACCAGAGGGUGAAGUGGAACACGCCGUUCACUAUGACAAGGCAGUCCAUGAGAACUCGGCCAAAUAUAUAUAUGCUCUGUUCGAGACCAUUGUGACCCGUCGGCCAGCUCGUUUGAGAAUUGUUGAGGGCGACGAUCAUUGGAUGAGAGUGGCCCCGAAAAUUGUCUGUUUGCUACAUGACAUGGACAAUCCGGACAUGAUCGAGAAGGCAGCCGAAAUGACACUUCACGCUUUGAAGGACUCGAACGGUUUGUCAAAUGUACUCAUCGUUUCUCAUGUUCGUUUUAGAUGUUCAUCAGGUUCGAAUCGUCUCCUGCUUCCUUGCAGCUCUCUACACAUCCGUGGAGAAUCCAGAUGAAGCUGCUACCCGAUCAAAUCGUUUCAAUUUUGGAAUUGCGCUUGUUAUGCAAAAGAUUAAAAAUUCCACAAGGGUGGAGUUCUCACAUGCGUUGACUUAUCUUUUGUCCGCCAUCAUCUACAGCAGCCAUCAAGGAAGAUCUCUCUUAUACGACGAAACCAAAAAGAGUCUGUUGCAAGACGAGAAUCCCGGAUUCACAUGGAUCUGUGCGGCGAUGGCCACCACGGUCCUCGGUGCUCAGUUCGCUUCUCCCGUGCCCGCUCUUAUCCGAGACGUUUUCGUGCCGUACAUCAAAAAAGGAUACAAUCAUCCGAAUUCACUGCUCGAGACAACUCUAGGAUCUCUCUAUUUCAUUCUACAGAACAACUUGCUCGCUCUGAGCCAUUCUGCUCACAAGACGACAAUCAGAGAUAUUAUCGAAAAUUGCGAGAAGAUUGCCGUAUCUCGCGUGGAUUCAUUCACUCAAAAAACACGAGAAUUGGCUACUCGCGUAGUCGGAAUGCUCAGUGGACGUGUUGAUUUAGCCGAUGAAGCGGAUUACAAGCAGUCAAUUGAAAGUCUCAUUCGGUUCGGAGGGGGGCCGCCUCAGCAGGAACUCCAGCUGACCGUCGGAGAGGCCAUUGUUGACGCGAUUCUCGGAGAAAAGGCAAUGUCGAAGAGAGACUAUUACCUGCAGGAUUCGGACAUGAUGGUACUGGCUGAGAGAAUGGGGACACCUGAAAAACUGCAGAUUGUCAACAACCGGAUUUUCGCGUUCAUCAGAGACUUGCUGGAAAAUGUAAGUGAGCUGUUGCAUUAAAUGUUUAAAGGAACUCGAUUUCAGAAGAAAACAAACCAAAAUCAACAUUUCCGGAAAGCUGAGCUCGUCUGGCUGUUCGUUGUGGUUCAGAACUUUUCGACGUGGGGAGCGGAAGUGUUGAACGACGCCGAACUUCUCUCGGCAGUGCAAGAAUCAUUUGCCGAUGGACUCACAGAGAACGACGAAUUUGCGCAGGACAUUUCUUCGAAAGGAAUGGGUAUCGUGUACAGUUUGGCGGACGGAGAGUUGCGGAAGAAGCUCGUCGAUUCACUGAUGCUCACUUUGACUGAAGGAAAGCGACCAGAGGCCAAAGUGGAAGGAAGCACGCAACUCUUUGCUCAAGGACAACUCGGAACGACUCCUACCGGUGGUAAACUGACCACCUAUAAAGAACUUCUCACUCUAGCAAAUGACCUGAAUCAGCCGGAUCUCGUGUACAAGUUCAUGCAACUUGCACGUCAUAAUUCGACGUGGAACUCGAAAAUGGGAGCCGCGCAUGGAUUCGGGGCACUUUUGGAAAAUGCCAGAGAGGAGCUCGAACCGUAUUUGGGUCAGCUGGUGCCGAAGCUAUUCCGAUUCCGACACGACCCGGAAAUAAAAGUGCAAGCGGCGAUGAAAUCGAUUUGGUCUGUGCUGACAGCGAAUCGGAAGAACGUCGUGGAUGAGUUUGCGAACGAGAUUGCCAAGGAACUGAUUCCUGCUCUGACCGACAGAGAAUACCGAGUACGAGAGUCCGCCUGUCUCGCACUUUCCGACUUGCUCCGUGGAAACGACACGCCCGAAAUGCAUCAGCGCAUUCCGGAUUACUUGGAGGCCAUUCUGCGAGUCAGAGAUGACGUGAAAGAGUCGACCCGUGAAGCAGCGGACAAAGCUGCCGAUGCAAUUGGGAAACUUAUCGUGCGCUUGGGAUCCACACCUAAUCUGAAAAAGGCGAACGAUUUCUUUGCGAUCGCACUUCCGGCACUUAUCGACAAAGGAAUUCUGAAUUCGUCAGUUCCAAGAAACCAAAAAUUCUGCCUCGCUUUGGUGCUGGAACUGACAAAAUCCGCUGGAAAGCAAUUAAAACCGUACAUUUCCAAACUAAUUCCUCUCCUUAUGGACACGAUCAGUGAGACAGAGGCUCCCGUUCUCAACUACAUGGCCGUGAGAUCGACCCAGCACCAAAUGGAAGCGCUCGACGAUGCACGUGCUUCGAUCGCCAGAUCUUCUCCGAUGAUGACGGCUGUCAAUGAUCUUCUUCCUCAUGUAAAACAAUUCCACGUUGAAUAGCUUCCAUUAAACAUUAAUUUCAGAUCGACUCUGAAGUGCUGAUAGACCUGACGCCGAGAGUGUGCGACACUCUCCGAUCAUCCGUCGGCAUGUCCACCCGCUCCUCUGCUUCUCAGUUUGUCACUCAAUUGGCUCUUCGUGCUCCGCAGCUCUUGAUCGACCACACUGCUCAGUGCGACAAGCUCUUCUCGGCCCUCAUUCCGGGAAUCCGCGAUCGCAACCCGUCCAUCCGCAAGCAGUUCGCCAAUGCACUCUCUUAUUUGGCCAAGUUUGUGUCGCCUAAUCAGAUGAAGAAGUUGAUCACCGCGGUCGUUUCCGAGCUGCUCACUAACGACGAAGAAAAGAAGCUAUCCUGUUGCCAUGUGAUCAGCAAUUUGGCGGCUAACUCUGCUGAAAUGCUCAGCGGAUACACGCCACAGAUUGUCCCGUAUAUCAUGCUUGAGAAGUGUCGGGAAGUGCCGAAAGGCGACGAGGAGGCCCGUCAGAAGCAGGAGAAAUGGAACGAAGUGUGGGCAGAGAUCGUGCCAUCGACCAGUGCCGCCGUUCGUCUGUACAAGGACGAGAUUCUCGCGUUGGCGACCGAUUUGGUGACGAACAAUGAAGUAUGGGCGGUCCGGAAACACGCGGCCACGGUGAUCGGACAGACUUUCGAGACUCUAAAGCAGGACGCGGGCGCCGAGUUGACCAGUGAGUGAAACGGUGACCGAACGACGACACGAUCGAUAUAACUUUCAGAAAAAGUAGCUUCUUCUCUCCUUCUGAAUUUGAACGGAAGAGUUUGGGACGGAAAGGCUGAAAUUCUGAAGGCUCUCGCAAAGACACUUGAGGCGGGCGGCGAUGAAUUCAAAAGGAAUCUGCAACAAAACGAAGCUCAGGAAAUUGUGAGUGUCCUUCAGAGGGAAUCAUCGAGGAAGAACACCGAUUACGCGUGCUCCGGCCUAUCGACACUUGCAGUCUGGGCUGUUGUCUCUGGAAACGUGGCAUCUGCCGACUGGUUGGUCCAGAAAGUGGCAGAGAACAUAACAAAGUUGACUGGGUAAGGUUGAUCAAAGAAAAAUGAGCUUAGAGUCUUGUUUAGAACGCGUGACGAAGAAGAUUCGGACGAUCAAAUGGACGGUCUUUCGAAUUUGGAGAAAGAGAUUCGCGUGUCCAAAUUGGUCACUCUCAAUCUGACGGCUCUCGCAUGCUGUCUCCCGGCCUUUGAAACCGGAGCGCAGGCUGAAAAUGCGAUAUCAAAAGUGGCCGAAUAUGUGAAUGACACUGCGAUCGCAUGGAAAUCGAAACAGAAUUUCUUUGUAGAGCUGGCCAAGAGCAUCGAGAAGUGAGUAGCUGCGCGCGUAGACGUGCCAAUGUUCUUGUUCUCUUUCACAGAUGGAAUCCAAGAGAGGCAGUAAAUGCAUCGGAACUCGUUGACAAUCUGUUCGAGCAAGGCGACGUCUUCUGCGCUCAGCAGAGAAAGACGGUGGCCGCGGAUGCGUUGCAAGUGGUGCUCCGUAUUCAGGAUAAGUCCGAAUUGUUCGGAGUAGACUGGAACGGCGUGGUCGAGCGGGCGAAUCGAAGUGUGGCGGGAAGCGUUACCGGGUUGGACAAGCGGUUCGAAGCCAGGAUGGAGACUGACUGA